Molecule: messenger RNA, 2205 nt
Organism: Cicer arietinum (chickpea)
Lineage: Eukaryota; Viridiplantae; Streptophyta; Magnoliopsida; Fabales; Fabaceae
Product: BEL1-like homeodomain protein 11
Biological process (GO): regulation of DNA-templated transcription
Molecular function (GO): DNA binding
Source: RefSeq, a predicted model, not a curated record
UCUGUUUGUCCUGUUUUUCAAGUUGCUUACACAUAUUUGAAACCCCAAAAUUUGAUACAUGCUCUUCACAGAUAUUUUUCUCUGAAAUUAAAUCACAAAUCCUAAGUAAUAAAUAUACAUUAGUAUGUAGUAAGUAGUAUCCUCCAAGUUUGGUUUUGAGUGAUCAAAUUUUGUUAGCUGCUCUAUUCUCCUUCUCCCACCAAACAUGAAACUUGGAAGUUGAUUGUGACUACUGAUUAUCCACUGCUCAACAUCAAUGUUGUACGGAUUCACCACUUUCUGUGUUUAUGUCUAUUAUUUAUUAUCAAGUCAUGUCUUCAGAAUAUAUAGCUUUUUGCUCAAAUAGUUUCUUCAGUACGUAAAAAACACAGUGUUGAUUCCAUUCCCCUUCAUACUUAUCCUUUUCUCUCUUCUUUCACUGUUGUGGUGAGAUUCACAUCUCACACGCCUCAUCAAUUUUCCAAUUAUUAAAGUUAGACACAUCACACACACAUACACACAAAAAAGGACUCAUCAUAGAUAUAUAUAUACUUAUCCAAAAUCCAAAUAACUUUCUCUACCAUUAUUAUGUCAAACUCAAUGACCCAUCAAAAUCAAUUUGAGAACCACCAAGAGCUAAUAAGUUGUUAUGGUUCUUCUUCUUUGAGAAACAACAACAAUGCAGCAUAUCCUCACGAAACACUAACAUAUCCUAACAUUGAAUCAAUUGGAGACAGAAUAAUAUCAAGAACAGUGAACCUAGUGCAAGGUUCUGAAUCUGAAAUGAGCCACACAAGACAUUUGAUGGAUCUUUUAGGCGCAGCAAACGAGAACAAUCACCAGCAACAAGGCCUAUCCCUUUCAUUAAACUCUCACAUGUUUGUUGAUGAAUACAACAGACACCGUUCCUUAAAUCAAGCUCUCAUCAACCCAAGUUACUUCAUGUCACAACCACAAGAGACAACAAGGGAUGAAACUUGUAAUCAUCAACCUGUUGAGAAUUUAACAAGUGACUAUUUUUUCAGUGGUGGAAAUUUUCCAUCUUCUUCUAAUAACAACAACUCAAUAUUGAACAACCGUUCUCCUUCCACUUCUUAUGGACCUGAGUCUUUUGCUGCUAUUAUUGGAAACUCUAGAUACCUCAAACCUGUACAGUCACUUCUUGAAGAUCUUGUUGAUGUUGGUGGAAAUGUGAUUGAUAGAAUGAACGAAAAGUAUGCUGAGAAGUUGUUUCAUGGGAGUAGAACAGGUGCCAGGACACUGUCCUCAGAGCUUAAAGCUGAGUUGAGGAAUAAUGGACAUUUAUUGGCUGAUAAACAUGAACAUCAAAUCAAAAUUGCAAAGUUGAUUGCUUUGUUGGAUGAGGUUGAGAGUAGAUAUGAGAAAUACUACCAUCAAAUGGAAGAAGUAGUGUCAUCUUUUGAAAUGAUAGCAGGUCUAGGAGCUGCAAAAUGUUACACUGCUUUGGCACUUCAAGCUAUGUCUAGACAUUUUUGUAGCUUAAGAGAUGCAAUAAUGUCACAAAUAAAUGUUGAGAAAAGAAAACUGUUUCAAGAUUUACCUAAAAUCAAUAAUGGAUUAUCUCAACUUAGCUUAUUUGAGAGAGAUAGUAGACAGAAUAGAAUGUCUCUUCAACAACUUGGAGUUAUUCAAAACCAAAGGCAAGUAUGGAGACCUAUUAGAGGGUUGCCUGAAACCUCUGUUGCAAUUCUUCGUGCUUGGCUCUUUGAACACUUUCUUCACCCCUAUCCUAAUGAUUCAGAGAAGUUAAUGCUGGCUUCCCAAACAGGUUUAACUAAAAAUCAAGUCUCAAAUUGGUUCAUAAAUGCUCGAGUACGGUUAUGGAAACCAAUGAUAGAAGAAAUGUACAAAGAAGAGUUUGGAGACUCUUCUGAAGAUUCCAACCCACCUGCGAACAAUUUUAUGUCAAGGGAUGAUGUCACAGAUUGUGUGGAGGACUGAAUUAAAACCACAGUGGAUAAAAAAAAAAUUGGCCUUCACAAUUAAUUUUCUCCAAAAUCAGGAGAGAAAAUAUUAUUAUGUAAGAUUACAAGAUGAGCCAAUAUGUUUUGAGGUGAAUUUAUAGUUUUUGAAAUUCAUGAUUAAUGAUGUUCAUUAGAUUAGUAACCAGUCCACCGUUUUGGCCCAUCUUGAGGAUUUUAUUGUCUCAUGUCAGGUUUGAUAUUUAUACUCUGUUUAUAAAUACUAUUAGCACUAACAAAUUCA